Molecule: messenger RNA, 6798 nt
Organism: Lytechinus variegatus (green sea urchin)
Lineage: Eukaryota; Metazoa; Echinodermata; Echinoidea; Temnopleuroida; Toxopneustidae
Gene: clint1
Product: clathrin interactor 1-like
Exons: 13
Coding region: 156-2345 (729 amino acids)
Biological process (GO): endocytosis
Cellular component (GO): clathrin vesicle coat; endosome; plasma membrane
Molecular function (GO): phospholipid binding; clathrin binding
Source: RefSeq, a predicted model, not a curated record
GAGUUGAUGACGUCGGCACCGGCAAAUCCAGUGAUUUACACAGCAGACGCCCACCGCUAAAGUACGGAUUUGUAAUCCUUGAUCAUCGAAUUGAAUUUUGUGUAUUUCGUUUCACUUUUUCUUCAAAAAUACAAGAUUUUGCAUAAGCCACCAUCAUGCAGUCGGCUAUGUGGAAGAUCCGUGAAUUAACGGACAAAGUGACCAAUGUGGUAAUGAACUACAGUGAGGUGGAGUCCAAGGUCCGUGAAGCGACAAAUGACGAAGCAUGGGGUCCGCACGGUUCUCUCAUGUCAGAGAUCGCCAGAGAGACAUUCACAUACGAGCAUUUUCCCGAAGUUGUAGGGAUGCUGUGGAAAAGAAUGCUCUAUGACAAUAAGAAAAGUUGGAGGAGAGUUUAUAAGUCAUUACUACUUCUUCAGUAUCUUAUAUUGAAUGGAUCAGAGCGAGUAGUGACCAGUGCAAGGGAACAUCUGUACGAUCUCAAAGGACUAGAAUCCUACUCAUUCGCAGAUGAAUUUAACAGGGACCAAGGAUUGAAUGUAAGACAAAAAGUAAAGGAUAUAAUCCAGCUCAUUCAGGAUGACGAUAUCCUCCGAACUAAGAGAAAAGCAGCAAGGAAAUCCAAGGACAAAUAUACUGGGAUUGAAGGUUCAUAUUCAAGCCCAUCAUCAGAUUACAGUGAUCGAUACGACCGACAGCCCAAGUCUAACUGGCUGAGGAAUAAAGAAAACGACAAAGAAUUAGAUGAUGAAUGGAACAAGAAAACUGACAGAGGGAGACAGAUGGGGAGACGAGGGGAAGACUCAGAUGAAUCCCCGGCAGAAUAUGUAGAUGAAGACUCUGAUGACUCCUCAACAAGGCAGCAACCGCCAAAGAAUUCUAGGUUUGAAUUCCACGAUGAAGAGGAGAAGGAGGAAAGGAUAACAUCGACAACGACGACAGAGAGGAGAACGAAGAUGACCAAAAAGCGAUCAGGGAAGAGGUUAGAUCUAGGGGCUGCAGCAUCAUAUGCAGCAGAAGCAACAGAAGAUUCCGUUCCUAAUACACAGAAUUCCUCAAAUGACUUAGUACCCGACCUUUUCGAUUCCGGCAUUACCGUCUCGGCAGCCCCCAUCACAAAUUCCGCUGCACCGUCAUCCCCACGCUCAGGUCAGUUUGCAGAUUUCUCAUCAGCAGCAGCGAACGAAAGCUUUGGGGACUUCAACCCCAGAGGUGACACUCCCAGUGCCAAGCCAGCUGCAGCAGCAAGCACUGAUUUUGCUGAUUUCUCAAGUUUCAAGAGCACUCCAGCUUCAGCUGCACAACCAAGUGCCGAUUCAUCGUUCGGUGACUUCCAGAAAGUCCAGGUAUCGCAGACCGUGACCCAACAGACCCAGAGCACAACUACACUACAGAGCAACCUCAGUCUCCUCAGCCUGGAUGCGCCGUUACAACCAUCGUCAGGCAGCAGCGUCAUGCAGCCACAACAGCCGAUGAUGAUGCCCCAGCAGCCACUCAUGACGGCCCAGCAACCAACGCAGCAACCCAUGAUGCAGCCACAACUCACCAACAUGGGCAUGUUGCAACCACAGCAGUCGUUAGACUCGGAUGUGCAGCAGCCGAAUAUACCGGACGCACAAGUUCACUCGCAGGCACUGCCAAUGCAGCAGCCUCAGCCAAUGCCGAUGGGUGGAAUGCCUCCUGUUGCUAUGUCAGGGGGUGUAAUGCCCUCUGACCAACAAGCCCAGUAUAUGUACUAUUCAGGGAAUGCUUCAGUCAUAGGAGACAUGAGCCAUAUGGCCCCUAUGAUGGUGCAGCCCAAUAUCAUGAUGCCGAUGAACCAAGGCAUGAUGGGACAGCCGGGCAUGAUGGGACAGCCUGGAAUGAUGGGGCAACCAAACAUGAUGGCCCAGACGCCGAUGUCCUCCUCAGGUCAAUCAACACCUUCCAAGUCUAAGAUCUGGUCAGGUAGCAAGGUGAAUAUUAGUCUAGACUCCCUCAGCCCAGCAGAUAGAUAUAAGAAGCAAUCACAACCAUCCAUGAAUCAGCUUCAACAACAAACGGGUGUAGUAAUGUCACCCGGUGGGCAACCAAACUACAUGAGCAGUACAAUGUCCCCUGCCCAGCCAUCGCCCAACCCCCAGAUGGCUGGCAUGAUGGGCGGUAUGUCCCAGAUGAACCUCGGUUCCCCCAUGGGACAACCGUCAAUGCCAAGCGGUACCAUGCAGGGCAACAUGGGUGGCAUGAGACCACAGCAGCCACCCAUGAUGAUGGGACAGGCACCGAUGGGCAUGGCCGGCGGUAUGAACCAGAUGGGCGGCGGUGGUGGCAUGGGCAUGCAAUACGGCGCCUACGGUGCCAAGUGAGUACCGGCGCCUUGAUCACUCGAACCUUGAACUGAAAAAGUACAGCACUAUCUUCCUACGUGACAUCCGUUACUGAGCCGAGGGGAGAAACCGGUGUCUUACUCUAACCCAUUGACUACUGAAUUGUGUAAUUCCCAUAGGCUUUCGUACAGGACCGACUCGGUUUCACUUGGCGAUGGGUUAAGAAUCAACACUCCCUUCAUGAUUGGAUCUGGCAUGUAGAAUGAAUGCCACAGAUGUGGUUGCUGAAACCGGAAGAUGUAGUCAGUAGUUGGACAACAUCAUACUGGUAGAACAUUGUAUAAGGUGGUAGGCAGUUGUUCAUCUUACAACACAAAUCUAGAGAGUUAUGAUGUAUUUGCAUGGCUAGAUUACAGUAAAUGCAAUUUUAAACAUGGGUAAUUUCUAAUAGAUUAUAAUAAGAAGGAAGUAGAUUGAGUUGACUACUAGGGAAUGAAUUUCAUGAUAAAUUUAAGUAAAUGUGUGAAGUCCGUAAAUUUCUGAAAGUAUCAAUUGAAUUGAGUCAAGGAAUCCCUACACCAACUCAGGAAGACGUCAUUUUGUCAAUCGUGUGAUAAAAGUAGACUGUAUUAAUCCAAAGAUAGAGCGUCAAUUUCUUAUGUCCUUGGAAAUUGAUUGCUAUGAAAUAUUUGGGGAAAGUCUUCAUGUCUCGAUGUAUGUUGUGUCUUCUGCUGGCAAUCAAAUUAAUGUGUGUAGUCGACUAGUCGGUCAGUAGUCCAAAGCUUUUUAAGUCUGGUUUUUGUCCCUGUUUAAAGGGGAUGGCCGGAUUAGUGAAAGAGAAUUCUGUUGCAAGUGUGGAAGUGUAAUGCGCUGCACAUACAGGCAUGUAAGCGUUUUUAGGUGGAUCGAUAUUUAUUCUGUGGAAUUCUGUUGAAAAGAGAUAUGAAAUCAAUAUAUAUUUUAAUUACUGAAUUCUAUGAUUCUCAUAAACAUUGGACAUAUACCACCAGCUCAUUUUAUUCAGGGGUCCUUAACACAAAGCUUAGCAAUUAUCAGAGAAUACUUUUCAACGAUUGAUUGCAUUGACUUCCAAUAUAUAAUCGAUCGUGAAAAUCAAGUGUACCAUUGUAAUCGCUAACCUUUGUGUUACAAGACCCAGGUGAAAUCACUCUUCAAUCAGUGCCUUGUUCUGUGUGAAUCACUGUGAUGUUUUUUUCUCCAGGUUGUUUGCAUGAUUACUGGCAAUUUUUUAUGAACAGAUGCCAAACAGGAUCGUUCUGCUGAAAAGAAUUAUUCCAGAAGUUCCUGUUCAGAAGACAUUUCUGGGUCCUGUUUCGUAACCACGGGUUACAAUAACAAAUACACAAUUUCUUUACCAAGUUUACUAUCAGCCAAUCAUAUUGGAUGAUUUCAGUAGCUUUUAACUGUUAUUGCAUAUUUGUUAUUAUAACAAGUUUUAUGAAACAGGGCCCCUGGACAGUGACCACUAGAAAAAGCAUGUUCUGCAAAUCUGACAUUACAGUGACUUAAAGUGUUUGGGCAUUGAAAAAAUAUGAAUCAUUGUGAAUCGUGAAGUGAAAAUGUUACUAUUGUGUCCGCUGUAGUUGAAAUUUGUAAACAUUUUAACAUAAACCUAAGAUUCAGAAAGAUGCAUGAAUAUUUUAAUUGAAAAGAUGUUUCUGAUGUGGCAGACCUUGAUUGAUUGCAAAGAAAAGAAAUGACAUUCCAUAUUUGACAAAGUUGCAAUCAUUCAUUUGGUGCCCAUGAGUAUAGUUUAGUCUUGCUUAUAAAUGGAAGUUGCAGAGAGCAAGAUAGAUACCUUCCUUCAAAUUCAGAUGGUAUAAUUUAUGGAUAAUUAGUCUUUCGAUAUUAGCAAGAAGAAGAAAAGGAGUAUUAGAGAGGGAAGGAAGAGGAUGUUCUUAAAAAUCAGUAUUGCUGUUUUAGUUGUGUGUGUGUGCAUGUGGGAAAUGUUUUUUAAGAAACGUCUUUUGUUCAGUUAUCGAUGUAGCACUUACAUAAAGGCAAAAUGCAUACUUAUCAGUAUCAAUAUGCUGAUGCCAUGCUGAUAGCUCUGAUUCCAAGUGCCAAUGUAUGUACAUGUCUGUGUACGCAAGACACUAAAGGUCAUGAUACUGUUGUUGAUAAUCUCUAUUCUGAUUUCGAAAAUGGAUCGAUCUUUCUUCUCACAUGCGACAACCUUGAACUUUCACUCCUUUAUUGCACUAAAAGAGAUGAAAUCAGUUUUUUUUUGCUGUCCUUACCUUAUUCAUAUGUUUUCUAUUUUGAAACAUUUUGAGGGUUUCUUAUCCAAGAAGCGAGGUUUAAUUGACUUAUUACAUCUCUGGCACCCUAUGCACUGUUGAAUGAUGAUGUUAAAGCGAGGACGUUAAGAUAUGUAUGGCAGGCAUAAACAUGUGAAUCAUACAACUAAACAAUUAUUGGAAUUAACAUUUAUGAAGUAUGAUGCAAUAUAUGCAUACAUAUUGAUGCCUACCUAAGAAUGCCCACUGUAAAAGAAGGUCAAACAAUCACGAAAGUCCAAGCAUUUUUCAGACCAGGGGCCCCGUAACAAAAAGCUUAGCGAUCAUCAUAAAAUAUUUUUUAACAAUUGAUUGCAUUGACUACAAUUUACAAUUGGUCCUGAAAAUCAAGCGUACAAUUAAUCGCUAACCUUUGUGACACGGAACCCAGAAUAUAAAAAACAUGCAUUAUUUGCAUCAUUUUGUCAAAUUUCACCCAAGUUGAUUGUAUUUUCGUUGUCCCAAGGGAUUAAACUUUGACAGCUUUACCUGUGUGUUUAUGGAUUGAAACUGCUUUGUACAUAAAGAACUCUUGUCUUGAUGCUUCUUGAACCAAUAUAUUAAUAGUCAGUUCUUGUAUAGCGCAUAAAACCUUAUGAAUAACGUCUCUAUGCGCUUCCAAAGGACAUGGAUAAUUAUUACCCCCGACUGUAGCUCAAGCAGCCUUCAAUCGCUCAGUGCAUUUCAAGGAAUGAAUUCCUGCCAGGUACCCAUUCAGCUCACCUGGGAUUGAGUGCAGCACAAUGUGGAUAGAUUUCGUGCUGAAGGAAACUACGCCACGGCUGGGAUUUGAUCCCAUGAUCCUCUGUUGGAGACUAAUCCACUGGGCCACAAUGCUCCAAUCCAACCGGGACUAGGAUAGUGUGGCACUGAAUGCAAGAGGUGAUCUAGGAUGCUUGCUGUUGAACUGAUCCAGGAGAUUAUCUCACAGUGUGUUCUUCCUGAAAGGUUCUCCUUGGAGAUUGUCAGAGGAAACUUGGCAAGGAAGUGAUCUUCAACUGAAGAUACUUCAGUGCUUUGUGGGAAAUUGGUUUCCAUCAAAGGGGGCCAGAUGGACAAGUACGGUUUUGAAUUCCCAGGGAGAACUAUACCCCACUGCCUAUUGCUUCAAUUGUUCGCAACGGUCUAUCAUCAUCAUCCAGCAGCUUCCAGAUGUUGCUACUGCGAACGGAAGGAAAGCGUACCUUGGGAACGUUCCACUGCAUUUGUCCCUAAAGUUACUGUGAAAUGGAUCGAAGAGCUUAAUCAAAUUUUCUUGAUACCUUGAAAACCUAUAGUACAACCUUAGAUUCUUCUUGAUGUAUUGUUUUAUUGAUGUGUCAUGAUAUCAUUCUUUUAUCUCCCUACCACGUAAAGAUUUUGUCUCUUCGGAGGAGAUUUAUGUUUUAUGUAGUUUCCGUGGAGAUAAAACUUGAAUGAGAUGAAUAAGUGUAUUUUGAUCGGAAGCAGAUGUGGGAGGGAGAAUUCAGAAAGCAAGUUUGGGCGAGGGGCCAGAUUUAUAGCAAAUGUGUACAGAAAUGCGGACACUUUGUACAUAGGAAUCUUGAAAGGUGAACAUUUAUUUCAGAGAAGGAUGAAGAAAAGGAAUCCAUGGAUGGUUGUAGUGGUGGUGGUGAUGAGGAGGAGGUGGGAGCUGAAGUCAUCUUUAAGAAAUUGGGGUGUUGAUACCACUUCAUUAUUUAAGAUUAAUAAGAUAAAUGCAUGUUUCCCGCUGCCAUCCUCGUUUUCCAAAAUUAUAAUUUUGAUUGGUGACCUGCCUUUCUGUUCUACUGCCCAUAUAUACAUCUUGCUUGAAGCAUCCUACAGUCAUAAUUGUGGAAAUAUAGGCUAUCAGUGGCAGAUCCAGCCAGGAGGGGGGGGACAAGGAAUGUGUGCCCCCCCCCUCUAUGUUUUGAUAAUCAUCCAUUGAAAAUUCAUAUUAAUAGAUGUAAACAAUUGUCAUUUGCGCCUCCUUUAUUUUAUAAUUUCCUUUUUGUGCCCCCUCUAAUUUUAGAUCUUUAUCUGCCACAGGUUAUAUGGAGGUGAAAUGAAGUGUACUGCUUAUGUAAUCCCCUACCCAAUCCAUGUACUUGCAGGCGUAACUUGAAAUGUUGUAGAAUGUUAAAAGUGGGUUAAGAGAUUCAUUUAAUUUGGACAAAAUGAGAAUGAUACUGAAAUGCCCAUUGCUAAUGCUGCAUAUAUCAGUAUUUAAA